Molecule: messenger RNA, 4968 nt
Organism: Lymnaea stagnalis (great pond snail)
Lineage: Eukaryota; Metazoa; Mollusca; Gastropoda; Lymnaeidae
Source: the annotation of a GenBank genome assembly
CCAACAUGGCGGCAGUAUAGCCAUUUUUUCAUGAUUUUCUCACAAUGUUGAGCUUUUCUAGGCAUUUAUCUAACAAAGUAACACAAUUCGGUCGUAAGUUUAACUCUUUCGACUCGGUUUGAAAAAUGGUGGAUGAUGAGUGAGUAUCACUAUCGCCAUCGACCGAUUAUCAGAAUCGAACUGCGUGCAUCUCCAAGUGGCCAGGCAGCGUUUACCUUCCAACUGCUAAGUAAGACUACUACAAUAACAAUGUAAACGAUCUGUGCACUUCAUUUUUUUUAAGCUUUCGGUCUUUCUUCUUUAUACUAUCGGAGAUAUUUUAAAAUAAUGAUCUGGUCCACUCAAUAAAAUGUACCGUAAUUAAAAUUUAGGUCUAAACUAGGGUGACCAAACAGCCUCCGUAAAAACGGGAUUGUCCCCUUUUUCACGAUCGUACCCGGUGCCCCGAAAAAGCCUCUCGGGACGCCUAAAUGUCCCUUUUCUAAAACCAAACACAUUUUCAAAUCACUAAAGCUUCCUUAUUUAUAAUAUAGUAAUAUUUUGGCUAGCUGUGUAGUCAGUGCCAGUAGUAAUGUGGGUUCGUGUGAUGGCUGCACUGUUCCCCCUCCACCACUGUGACUGUGCCCAUGAAAUUGAAAUAUUCUCAUUUUAACUAUUUUGAGACCUAGAAAUCUUUUUACUUUCGCUUUUGUAAUUUAAUUUAAACUCUUAUGCACAUCAUAAACGAAAACAAUAAUUUUGCAGCGUCCCGACCGAGGCCCCCGUAACCCUCCUUAGCUGGAGGGUAUCCCCCCCCCCCCAACCCUCCUUGGGUGUGUCCCGUUUUUUCCAGUUCAUGAUAUGGUCACCCUAGUCCCCAACGUGAUUUUUAAACUUUAAGGCUAAGGCAAGGAAACUUAACUACUCACUGUACUGUACAGAGUACUUCUUCUUCACUAUAAUACUUCAUUGUAAUUGUACGGUACUCAUUCUCAACUGCACUGUAACUUAAGUUUUAAAUGAUGAAAUUCAGUGUAAGUAAUGUACUGUACAGUUAAUAUACUGUACUGUGAAACUGACACGAACAACGUAGUAAGUCAGUGACUACUUAGUUAUGUCAACUACUUAUUCAAAAUAUAUCAUUUAUGGCAAUGCCCCCCCCACCCAUUGGGACAAUAUUAAACAUUUCUGUCUGAGUACUUACCUAUGUGUCUAAUCAGCCUACUGUAUUUUGGUACCAUAAAAAUAAAUUUCAAUAUUAAUAACAGCACCAAUAGUAGUAAAGUAUAGUAAUUCUUGAACUAGGUUUACUUUUAUUAUUAAAGUUAAAGAAAUUAUCAUGGCUUCCAUAAAUUUCUGUAGUUUCACUUCAUCCAUUAUUGUUCACAGGUGCAGAUUGAGCAAAGUUUCUUUUCCUAGUGCUAACAUUUUAAAAAUAAAUGGAAGAUAAUUCACUUGAUGACCCCAGACAAAAGAAGUCAAAUAAUGAUCCUGUUGACAUAGCACCGCCUAUAAUGCCACCAGACCCCACACAAUUGGCAUUUGAUUUCAAACAAGAACUAGCACAGUGUUCUGAGCUAAAUGCCAGAUACGAGGAAUCAAACAAGAUGUUCAUUUGUCACUUGUGUGAUUUUCGCACUGCUUUUAGAAACAGUCUUCUGAACCAUCAGGCUGUCCACUCUGAUGUCAGACCAUGGGUAUGUGCAAUGUGUGACUAUGCUGCUAAACGAAAACAAGAUUUGAAAAAGCAUCUACACACUAUUCAUGGCAUGAUGGUAGAGUCGCCCAUGUUAAGGCCGAUUGGAGCGAUACCAGGGGCAACAAUUAGUAUUGCAUCUAAAUCCCAUUCAAGAGAUGAAAGUAGUGAAGAAAAUUCUUGUGAUACCGGUAAUGAAAAAAUUAAUAAAACUGACUCCAUACCACCAAUGCCCUGUUUUCCUCAUCAUCAUAGUCCCACAAACAGUAUGACAAAACUUGAAUCUGUUUCUGUGAAACAAGAACUUCAGGAAAACAUGCCCAUAAUUUUUAAUCAAGGUGCUCUGCCAAGCAUGUCCCACUUUGUCCAGAAAAAUUCAAGGGACUCUCCUGACAUGGAUUUACCACUAUCCUUUCCUGCUAUUCCCAUUUCAAAAUACUCUUCUGCUAUGGCCCAAAAUGAAGUAACUGAAAAUGUGUCUAAUUAUUCAGAAGGUGAGAAUUCAUUCACCACAGAGCGUUAUCGUAGCAACAGUAAGCAAAAUAAUCACAUACGAUUCAUGUCUGAAAGACAAACAGAUUGGUCUACUCCUAGCUCCACUCAGAAACCAAGUAGAAAGCGUCCAUACACUGUUCAUCAAGAGUUCAAUCAGGCACUCCAAGAAACUGCUAAUGGCACUGAAAGGUCAGCUCCACCACCUAAAAGUAAGGAUACUGAGGACCUACACCCAUGCAGUAGUUCUAGCAGUAAUAUCAGCCAUGCCAGGGAAGUCCAAACCCAUCCACAUUUCCUGUGUGAACACUGCGAUAUCAUGUUUUUUCAAAGGGCCAUGUACCUUAUGCAUAUUGGUCUGCAUUCAGCAGAUGACCCUUGGUGUUGUGCAGUUUGUGGUAAUGUGUAUAAUGAAAAGUAUAGUUUCACAUCCCAUUUCAUCAAUCAGCAUUAAGAUUUGUAUAUAUAUUUGUUUCUUUCUAGUCUUUUAAUUGUGAUUUUUGCUUGAUAGGGUCAACCUUUAUUUUCAUAUUAUCUGUAACGGUAUUUGUAUUAAAUUUUACAAAGUUUAUGUGACUGUUGUGGGAUGUACUGGUACCCAGUAUGUGAAAUCGAUGGAAACUUUGAGAGAAAUAAGACUGAAAUAUUUCUAUCUGCUUACACGCUCUUGCUAAGAUAUUAUUCUGUGACACAGACAUUUUGCAGGUAAUGAGUUAUUUUAGCUGUAAUAGUAAUAAAAAAAAGUAAUUAUGAAUAUUCUUCUUUUUUUUUUUCAUUCAUGAUCUAUGUAUACAAUAUGCCAAAGUUGUUAAAAUCCAUUAAAUAUUGGUUGAGUACUGGGUAUAUUAGUAUAUUGCAAUAUGCAUAAUGUUAAUAUGUAUAGCUAAGAACUUUAAAAUUAGAAUCCCAUUUAAAAAUCACUGGCACACUUUGGAAUACCAUGUAUUUUAUAGGAAUUUCAUUGACGUCUUGAAUCUGAUUUUCUCCCUUUACUUCCAUUUGAGUGUUGUGAAUAUUAUUGUUCAACUCUAAAGAAAAACUGAGCAAUAUCUGUUUUCUUUUUCUGUCAUACCAUUACUUUAAAUUGUAAAAAGUAUUCUUGUAUUACUUGUAUAAUUAUUUUAAUGUGUUAAUCUGCAUUUUCUUUUAAGCUCGUAUUUGACCUUCAUUUUGUAAAAUUGAGAUGAAAUGUUCUCUCUAAUACUGUCAUACAUUGCUUAUUUUAAAUUUUAUUGACUGCUGUAUGUUGUGCACUUCCAUCAAAUAGAAAAAAAAAACACCAAAUGUAGACUAUCCAUUGAUUUAUUUUAUCAUUGCUAAAAUGCAUUGGUUGGCCAGGGUUUGGAUUCUUUUGGGGCUGAAAACCACACUAUUUUACCAGUAGAUUAUAUGAGUCGUGACCCGAUGUUAUCAAGAUAAUAAUGGUAGGCACUUUGCGAUAAUUUCUACCUGCUAUUGUUAAAACUCACCACAAUUCCUUAUUUUAAAAAGAAGUAUCUAUUUAAUGAUAUAUUUUUAACAUCAUUAAGUUUUGAGAAGUAUUUUUCUGCUACAUAAUACCGGCAUAUGCCUACCCUACCCCUUUUCGCUCCCCUAAACUACAAUUUUUUUCUCUAAACAUGACCUUAAAUUACCAAAUCUAAAUGAUCACUAAUUAAAUCAUUAUUGUCACAAUAGAAGCUCAUUGAUGGCUGAUUUCUUUUUAUGGUGGAGAAACACUUUAGAUUUUUUGUUAAAUGUCCGGCCCACCUUACCCCUUUUUGUGCCCUGAACUACAUUUUUUUUCUAAAAAGAAAUUGUGAAAACAGUCUUAAAAAUUAACAACAAAAACUCUAUUCUGUACCAUUUUAAAUAAAUUUUAUAUUAACAAAAUUUGAUAUGUUGAUAUCUUCAUUAAAAAUUUAACCAAACUUUUGCUUUGUUUUUCUACUAUAUUAUCAGAAAAUUGUGAAACAAAGUAUUCUUUUAUUGAAAGAAGAAUCUCUAUACUGUUUUUUACGUCUGUAACAGCCUUGAGUUUUUUUUUGAAAAAAAAGAAAUAUUAUUGAUAAAAAUAACCCACUUUACUUUUCGCUAAGUAAAAACAAAAAUAUAUUUUCAUUUUUUUAAAAAGAAAAUCUUAACCCGUUUUAGUUCACGCCCAUGAAUGAAAUGUAAAUACAAAACAUAUGGCUCUAUUUUUUAAGAUUAAAUUUUAAAUAGUGUAAAAUGAUAAGGUUUUGCUAUUCAUGGGUAUACCGACCCACGUUUUGUCAACGCCAUUUUUUCUUAAUUGGUAAACAUCUGUUUAUUUGUCAAAAGAGACCGGAAUGUAACACCUAUUUAUCACGACUGUAAUAUCACUGGCUUUAAAGAUGUUGUCAUCCAUUUAAAAAUGAACACACCCUAUUUCCUACCCCCGAUAUAUAUAUAUAUGUACCUAAGAAGGUUAAUUAUUUAUCACAUUCAUUCCUUUAUUCUGAGGCGUAUCUUGUGUUACCUGGGGCAAAAUGUAAGUAUCAACCCCCCUCCCCCACAGUUUUUAAUUUUUAAAAAAUUACAAAAUCAUCCACGGGUUGGUAGCCCCCCUACAUACUUAACCAAACAUUUUUUGCACGUCCCUGAAUUUAAUUAAAAUUCUAAAGUCCUAGAGCCCCUUUACUUUUACCUAACAUUGUUUUGUAAUUUCUAAAAAAAAAUAAAUAAAUACCCGGUACUGGUAAUAUCGUACUUAGCAUAAAUCGUAUAUGGAAAUAUUAUGUUUAUUUAUCUUAACUUAAACAUUGAAAACUAUACCAAAUUUAAAAUUUGUGUCAUAAUUG